Messenger RNA from Cucurbitaria berberidis CBS 394.84, 1487 nucleotides. Its product is annotated as thiamine diphosphate-binding protein. The coding region runs from base 101 to 1312 and encodes 403 amino acids. Gene Ontology annotation, biological process: branched-chain amino acid catabolic process; response to nutrient. The record is from RefSeq and is a predicted model, not a curated record. The transcript is spliced from 3 exons. Lineage: Eukaryota; Fungi; Ascomycota; Dothideomycetes; Pleosporales; Cucurbitariaceae. Gene Ontology annotation, molecular function: catalytic activity.
ACCGUCGGCUCACACUGCUGGCUUCGCUCAGAAUGCGACUCCUGUCUUCAAAAUCUCGUGGGUGCUGCUGCAUAGACUGGCUACAUUUACCUUCUUGAACAUGGCGUCCAAAACACCCUCAAUGCGCGUAUUGUCACGGUACCUGCUCCGUCCUCAAGCGUCACUCCAUCCCCGCUGUCAACAUCGAGCCCAGAGUAAACAGUACUCUGCAGGAGCAGCUGGCGCACGCCUCAAUGGCACCGUGGAAUACGAUACAAUACCAAUACUCCAUCACACUGCUAAAUCUACUCUGUCAAACCCAGAACUACCUGCAGACAUACGCAAAGGGCAAACUAAGCGCAUAAACCUCUAUACCGCAGUCAACGAGGCGCUACGGUAUGCCUUGCAGACCGACGAAAGAGUGCUUGUAUUUGGAGAGGACAUACAAUUUGGCGGCGUCUUCCGAUGCACCAUGAACCUAGCCGCAGACUUCGGCACCGAACGCGUCUUCAACACCCCUCUGAGCGAACAAGGCCUGGUGGGAUUCGCCAUAGGAGCCGCUGCAGAGGGCAUGAAGCCAGUCGCAGAAGUGCAAUUUGCAGAUUACGUCUUUCCCGCAUUUGACCAGAUCCACAACGAGGCAGCCAAGUAUAGGUACAGAUCAGGAAGCACCGGUGUACACUGUGGUGGGCUCGUGAUACGCAUGCCAACGGGGAGUGUGGGACACGGUGCUCUAUACCACACCCAGUCCCCAGAAGCCCUCUUUACCCACACUCCCGGCCUACGCGUCGUGAUACCCCGCUCACCCGUCCAAGCCAAAGGCCUCCUCCUCUCCGCGAUCCGCAGCCAAGACCCCGUCCUCUUCAUGGAACCCAAAAUUCUCUACCGCGCUGCCGUCGAACACGUCCCCGUAGACGCCUUCUACCUUCCCCUCGACAAGGCCGAGGUCCUAAAACCCGGCAAGGACGUCACCAUCGUGUCCUACGGCACGCCACUAUACACGUGUUCGGCCGCGAUAGCAGCAGCAGAGAGGGACUUUGGAUGCAGUGUAGAGCUGAUUGAUUUGAGGACGAUAUACCCCUGGGACAGAGAGACAGUGCUGGAGAGUGUGAAGAAGACGGGCAGAGCUAUUGUUGUGCAUGAGAGCAUGAUGAAUGCGGGUGUUGGUGCUGAGGUGGCUGCGACGAUACAAGAGCGUGCUUUCCUGAGAUUAGAAGCGCCGGUUAAGAGGGUCACGGGGUGGGCAACGCAUACCGGUUUGAUGUAUGAGCAGUUCAUCAUACCUGAUGUCACGAGGGUUUACGACGCUAUUAAAAAGACUAUAGACUACUGAUGAGACGUGAAUCAAGCUUCAACUUAGUCUUCCCGCAGACUUUGUUCACUUUUGGCAUUAGAUACCCACACUGCACACGUCCUGCCUACUUGGAGACAUGCUUGAGCGCCAAGUUGUCGUAGACCCUUAUUUGCUUAAAAUCUGACUUCAGUCUCACCCACCGGUGGUUUCAAGC